AGCAAGAAGAGUUUAACCAUUGAAAACAAGAUUAUUACCAAUAGCCGUAAGAGUUCAUUUAAUGACAAUGACGAUGGCGGCAAAGUCGAUGAAGGACUAGUCGGAACUGGAAAUAGGAAUGCGCCAACAGCUAGUGCAGCUAAACAUCAAUUGAAACAGUUGUACACGAUGCGCGAGGCGCUUUUCUCUCAGGAUGGCUGGGGAUGCCAACACGUUAAUCAGGAUACCAAUUGGGAGGUGCCCAGCUCACCAGAGCCGGCCAAUAAGGACCCAUCGGGGGGGCCGCUAAUGUGGAAGCCAAACAUUAACAAUGGCACCGAUUUGUGGGAAUCGAAUUUAAGAAACGGCGGUCAGCCACCCGCUCAACAAGUGCCAAAGCCAUCUUGGGGGCAUACGCCUUCAUCAAAUUUGGGUGGAACUUGGGGCGAGGACGAUGAUGGCGCCGAUAGCACCAGCGUUUGGACGGGUCAGUCAUCCAAUAGCACAACGUCUGGUGUUGCAGUCGGUGCCAAUGCGCCUGGCGUUGGCGCCGCUGCUGGCCCCCAAUGGGGACAGGCUGUUGGUGUUGGAGUCGGAGUCGGAGUUGCCUUAAACUCGACUGGGAAUAACAAUGCGCCGGCAACAGGAGCCCUGCCUGCCGUGGCUCCCGGAUGUGGAAGUAGUGGCAACAAUUUGGCUGUAAGCGGAACGGUUGGUGGAGCUGGCGGCAAUGUUGGCGGCAGUACUGGCAAUGGUUGGGGUGAUCCUCGAGAUAUGCGCCCGCUGGCUGGAGCCGGUCCCAUGGACAUCCGAAACGUCGAUCCCCGUGAUCCAAUUACAAUGCGUGGUGUUGGCGCACCAACAGGAGAUCCGCGUGACUUGCGCAUGAUUGAUCCUCGGGAUCCGAUACGUGGUGAUCCGCGUGGCAUAUCUGGUCGACUAAAUGGCACGUCCGAAAUGUGGGGACAUCAUCCUCAGAUUGCUCACAACCAGAUUCAGAAUAUUAACAAAAUGGUCGGCCCCGUUGUUAGCGCAACAGGGUCAAAUAUUGCUAGCUCAAAUAUUGGCCCAAGCGGUGUUGGUUCCGUAUCCGGUAAUGUCGGGGCGCAGUGGGGAGCCACACAGGCCGUCGUUGGUGGCCCCAAGGAUAUUUCCAAGCAAAUCACUGGAUGGGAGGAACCCUCACCCCCACCACAACGUCGCAAUAUUCCCAAUUAUGAUGACGGUACCUCGCUAUGGGGACAACAAUCGCGCUUACCUGGAAGCGGUGCCCACUGGAAGGACAUGACAGACUCAAUGAGUCGUAGUCACUUAAUGAGAGCCCAAAAUGCAACGGGCAACAUCGUCGGCAGCGGUAUCGUUGGCAAUAGUAAUGUUCCAGUCGGUGGAAAUCCCAAUAAUUCAAUGGGCGGUGGUGGUGGUGUUGGGCCUCAGUCUCGCCUGGCUAACACUCCUGGCCCCGGUGGAGUUGUUGGCGGCCAGCACGGUAAACCCGACGCCGGUGCCAUGUGGGUGCAUCCCAAUAAUAGCGGUGGCGGUCGAAAUGCUCAAGUAAGCUCUUGGGGCGAUGAUAGUCACAAUGUUGGCGGUGCCGCCGUGUCAGGCAACAACUGGGUCGAUGAUAAACAAAGCACUUCACUUGCACAAAUUGGAGCAAACGCCAACUCGUGGAGUGAUUCUCCUUCGGGUGGCGGCGGCGGUGUCGGUGGCGGCUGGGGGGGUAAUAAACAAAGUAAAUUGCCGGCAGCAGGCGGCGCAUCGUCUGGUUGGAGCAACGCGAAUACAGUUGGAGGCAGUGUGGAAGGCGGCGAUUUGUCAUCGGAUUGGCCACAUGGUGGCAUUGUAGGAAAAUCCCAGCAACAGCAGCAGCAGCAAAAAAUCGCUGGCAUUAAUGUUGGUGUUGGCAUCCUUAACACAGAUAUGGUUAAGCAAAGCAAGCAAUAUAGGCUUUUGGUUGAGAACGGCUUCAAAAAGGAAGACGUCGAAAGAGCAUUACUAAGUACCAACAUGAAUAUUGAGGAGGCAGCCGAAAUGCUCCGGGCAAAUCCCAAUUCGUCUCUGGCAAUGGAAGGUUGGCGCCGUCACGAAGAGGUACUUGGUUCCUACGCUGAUCACUCGAAUACGACAAAUACGGGCGGAUUCCCCCAACGUUAUCCCGUUGGCAGCGCACAGCCAUCGAUGUCAUUCCCUCCGAACAACCUAAUGACCAAUAUGAGCGGUACACCUGGCAAUAACCCGAAUAUGGCUGUUCUUCAGGUUCAAAAAUAUUUGAAUCAAGGUGGGCCGCACAAUGUCGCAAUCGGUGGACCACAGUCGUUAAAUGCGAAUGCAUCGGUUGCAUUUUGCCAGAACGCAGCGAGUGCUGCGCCGGCGGUGAAUAUUGCAUCAAAUGCUAAUAAUCAACCAUCUGGUCAGCACAUUCGCCAGCUUGGUCAGCAAAUUCAAUUGGCCAUCCACAGCGGCUUUAUAUCCAGUCAAAUUUUGACGCAGCCUCUGACACAAAAUACUUUAAAUUUAUUAAACCAACUACUCAGCAGUAUAAAGCAUCUUCAAGCAGCGCAACAAUCUCUUUCUCGGGGCAGCAACGCUAACCCCAUGGUUGUCAAUGUAACCAUUGCAAAAUACAAACAACAGAUACAAAAUUUACAAAACCAAAUAAAUGCACAACAGGCUGUUUAUAUAAAGCAACAGAACUUGCAACAAAAUUCACAACAGCAACAGCAGCAGCAGCAACAUCCAUCCGGACACAUAAAUAACUCUGGAAAUGACUAUCUAAGAAAUCAUGAUGCAAUAACUACACUUCAAGGAAAUUUCUCAGAGCUAAAUCUUAAUAAGCCAAGUGGAUAUCAGGGUGCUCCCAAUCAGCAAUCCCGCUUGAAUCAGUGGAAGCUUCCAGUAUUAGAAAAGGAUACCAUCGCUACGGACAGCACUGAUUUUUCACGAGCUCCGGGCGCAACAAAACAAAAUUUAACUAGCAACUCAAGCAACAUGGGCCCGCUGGGCCUACAAAACGAUGGUACUUGGUCAACUGGGCGCAAUAUUGGAGAUGGUUGGCCAGAUCCUUCAAUUGAUAACGAGAACAAAGACUGGUCAGUUGCACCGACAGCAGCUGCGUAUACCGACUUGGUGCAGGAGUUUGAGCCAGGCAAGCCGUGGAAGGGUUCUCAGAUCAAAAGCAUUGAAGAUGAUCCAAGCAUAACUCCUGGCAGUGUAGCUAGAUCUCCAUUGUCCAUUAAUCCGACGCCAAAAGAUGCUGAUAUUUUUGCCAACACCGGCAAGAACUCUCCGACUGAUCUGCCACCACUAAGUUUAUCGUCGUCAACGUGGAGUUUUAAUCCAAACCAAAAUUUUCCUAGUUGGUCAGACAACAGUCAACAAUGUGCCACCUCAGAACUCUGGACAAGUCCUCUAAACAAAAGCUCAUCUCGAGGACCUCCGCCUGGCUUGAGCACAAACAAAUCGGGCGGCGUUACAGCCACCACACCAUCUCCUACCGUGGCCGGGAACUCCAAUGGUUGGCUUCCUAAUCGUAGUGUUCCCAACACUAAUACAACUUGGACUGGAGCUAAUGCUGCCUGGAACUCCAGUUGGUUGCUCCUGAAAAAUCUAAAUGCUCAGAUUGACGGCUCUACCUUACGUACUUUGUGUAUGCAACAUGGUCCCCUUGUUAGUUUCCACCCAUAUCUAAACCAAGGAAUUGCCUUAUGUAAAUAUACAACGCGGGAGGAGGCUAACAAAGCACAAAUGGCACUUAACAAUUGUGUGCUCGGUAAUACUACAAUAUUCGCUGAAUCGCCCAGCGAGAACGAAGUCCAGAAUAUACUGCAGCAUUUGCCCCAAGCGCCCUCCUCGACUAACUCGGCGGGAAGUGUUGGCAAUGGAAGCGGCGUCAGCAACAUAAGCGCCAGUGUUUCCAACAGCAGCUCUGGUGUUGCGACCCUAUCUGGCGGAAACAGCAACAGCAACGGCAAUGGAGCCGGCGGCAACGGUGGAUCGACUGCAGUCGGAACGAGCGGAGCAGCCAGCAAUGCAAGCGGCGGCGGAGGCAGCGGCAAUUCCGUUGGACCCGGAUCAGUUGGCAGCAGCAGUACAGGUAGCAACAAUGGCAGCGGAAGCAAUAUGAACACGGCUGUAAAUGGUGGCCCGCCAAGUGGUAACGGUGGCAACAAUACCAAAAACCCAACUGCUGGUGGUGCACAGCCAAAUGUUCCCAAUGUGACCCCUGCGGCUGGCGGCAACUCAACGUGGCGUCAGAGUACUCAAAAUCAGGCUCUACAGCAGGGGCCAAGUCGACCAGCCGGUAGGGAAGCAGAUUAUGAUUAUAUAUCUCAAUUCGUUUGUUCCAUAGUUGAUGAUUAAUUUGAUGAUGACCAUGGCAUAGCAUUCUGUGAAUCAACACAUACACACACUGACACAUUACAUACACACUGACACACACACGGACACACGGACUAGAUUCAGCAUGGAAAGCGCAACUAUGUUAUGUGAGAAAAGGUACAUAAAGUGGAUCGACUGAUAAACGAAUGGACUUAGAAUUUUGUAUGCCUGUAGAUUUAUUUUUCUUUAUCGUUCAUAGAUUUUAGGGCCUGUAUAUGUAAGACAAAAAUCGAUAUAUAUAUAUAUAUAUGGUACAUACAAAUCAUACUUUGGAAAUACUUGAUACUUGAAUUAUUUACUUACUAUACUUACACACACACACACAUGCCUACACAUUUACCUUUCCAUUGUAUACAAGUCAAGUGUUCAGUAUCCGGAUUCCCAAAGUUAACGUACAGUUUGACUUUCAAUUUGAAUGGCAGCACAAGAGUCCGAUAGAUAGAUAUAUGUAUAUAUAUAUAUAUAUGUAUAUAUAUAUAUAUUAAAUAUAUGUAUGCACGAGAUUUAUGUGUGAAUACAAUAUAUAAAGACAAAUGUGCAUCUCUUGCUUGAUUAAGUAUGUGUCGUCGUCCCACACACAAGUAUGAAAAAAAACAACACAACUCAUGAGUUGAAAAUUUGAUUAUUUUUUGUAUAUCCAAAAAAAAUAUAUGGAACAACAAAAACUAAAAAAAAAAAUUACCUGUGUUAUAUACAUAAUAGGAAGUUAUAAUCAAUUACGGUUUUGCUUUCACUAAAGCAUUCCCACCGAAAACAAAUUCGGUUAAACAUACAUAAUUAGCUCACAAUAAAAUACUAAUGAAGUAAAUUAGAAAAUCAAUUGCCUUUGAAUAUGUUUUUGGACACCAGAAAUUGGGAACCUAAUUUUAACGGCAUUUUUAUUGCAUGAGUAAAUCUACAUUCAAUUGAAUAUUGAACUUAAAUGGUAGCAAAAUGACUCUCAAUAUAACGUGGAACAACCGAACAAAUAUUAAAUAGUUAAAAAUAUAUAACUACACAUUGAUGUAUAUAAACAUCAGUAUGAUUUUAUCAAUGGUUAAUUAAUCACCAAAAAUUUAAAUAUUGUUAUUUAAAUUGUUUAUAUAAUAUGUACAAGUAUUGUGGAAAUUGGUCAUUUGCAUGAUAUAUAUAUUGAGCUCACACUGCGAACGAGCACACAUACUUAACAAGGAUAUACUCCCUACCCCGUAACCCGUAGCCCGUAGCCCGUACCCCGUGCCCAGCUCACAACUGCCGUUUAAUACCUUCUUACCGAUUAUGUGUAGUAAGCAUAUAUGCACAAACAUACACACACACACACAUACACACUACUCCGCAAGCUGUGUAGCGACUGUACGUUUACGUUGCUCCAACCUUUAAAACAAAUCUAAUCUUGAAUAACUUCUGUGCUUACGGUCCGAUCUUUUAAAUAUAUAUAUAUAUAUAUUGGGAACGCGGGGGGAGAAGGUAUCCAAAAAUGUAUCUUGAUCUGUGUAAACUACACUCUUAUAAUUUAUACUUUUUUAAUAUGUAUCUUGAUACAUAUUAUACUAGACUCUUAUAUUUUCCGUCCGACCUACUUGAGACGUAACAGCAAAGCUCCACCUAAAUUGGUAAUCAAUAUAGAGGGAAAUAUGUUAGGAGGUACCUUUUGUUAUUUAUCCGAUUGACUUUAAACGGCUAUUUUAGACGUGCUGCACUGAGUGGGGAAACGAUGACUACUGCCUGGAGUUGGGUAAGCAGAUUCCAACUAUUCCACGGUUGGAAAAUUCAAAAGUAAUAGCUAAAAUUUGAAGAAAAUCAAUUGUCAGAGGCAAAGCCCGGCAAUACCUGCUAGUUAACAAUAAUAGAACAAAGGAAAAAUAAUAGAAAUUUAUAUUUACAUGAAAUGGCGAGCGCUGAUUACAUACUUACACACAACGUACAUAUGUAUAAACUUAUAAAUUCCAGAUUCGGCUCAAUUUCCACUGCGUCAAUUCAGAGUGACCGAAUGUCAAUAGGGUAUAAUGGUAUUGGUGUUCAAUUUCGCGAGCCCUUUUGAUGGUGGAGAUAAAAACAUUUUUCAGAAAAAGCGAAUAAUAAUGCGAAUGUAAUGAAUCUACGAAACAUUAUGGUUGUCGUUGGCUAGUUAGUUUUUCUUCAUUUAAUAUCAUAAUUUCUUAGGCCGAACCAAAGUUUGCCUUGCAAAUAACUGUAAAGCAUGUUUGUGUGCAUUUACAUACAUAUGUAUAUGUAUCUAAGAUAUUUUGCGAUUAUGAAAAUAUUUGUAAAGAUGUGCCAGGACGUAAAUGAAAUUGUAUUUGUACAACAAAAAUUGGUUCGCCUAAUAUCUUUGUCGCAUAUAUUAUGUUGCUUUUGGAGAUGCAUAAUUAUCUUCUAUAUUUUAUAGUGUGAAAUGUGUUAACUUUUUAAUAGUUAAUAAUACUUUACGGGCAGCUACAUACAUAUGCGCGUAUUAAUACAUUUUUAAAACUGUGAUUUCAAUCAAAAUUAAAAACAAACAAAAGCCAACAAUAUUUUCUAAAAUAAAGUGAUAGGAAAUUAAGAUGGCCUACAUAUAGAAUCUUGUGGUUCAUAGCAAACUAAGUAGUUACGUACAUAUACAUAUAUGUAUGUCGACAUGAAUUGCGUAAAAGUAUGUGUGCUCCUCUUUAUAACAACAUGAGUGUGCAUACAAAAAUAUAUAUAUUGCGUACAUACAUACAUAUGUGUAUAUAUAUAUAUAUAUAUAUGCGCACGUAUAUAUAUACAUAACAGUAACUGUAUGUGAAGCGGGUUUAUUUAUGUAGUAAUAUAUAUCAAUAGCUGAUUAAAAAAAUGAGAUACCGUACAUUACUAAUGAUAUUCGACCUAGAAUAAUUAAGUGAUUUAUAGUAUAAAUGUGUUAUCAGUGUAAUUUCAUCAAGCGCGUACAACUAUUUACAAGCAUUACAACAGAUUAAAAGAAAAAAACAUAGUUUAAGUAGUUACAGGCUAUAAAUAUGAAUUGAAUAUAACGAAUAUGUACGCAUACAAAACAAAAAGAUAUACAAAUAUAUACAUAUGUAUAUGCAUAUUUAAAUGGAUCAAAUGCACUUUAUGGAAAUCAGUUAUUUAUUUAAGAUACCCAAGAGACAGUUUAUCACAUACCUAACAAAUAAUAUAAAUCUUAUCUAAAAUAAGUCUUUGAAA
This is a messenger RNA of Drosophila novamexicana, 7506 nucleotides long. It is a transcript of the gene gw, whose product is annotated as protein Gawky. Gene Ontology annotation, molecular function: protein binding; RNA binding. Gene Ontology annotation, biological process: miRNA-mediated gene silencing by inhibition of translation; positive regulation of nuclear-transcribed mRNA poly(A) tail shortening. Gene Ontology annotation, cellular component: P-body; nucleoplasm. NCBI's taxonomy places the organism in Eukaryota, Metazoa, Arthropoda, Insecta, Diptera, Drosophilidae. The transcript is spliced from 9 exons. The record is from RefSeq and is a predicted model, not a curated record. The coding region runs from base 169 to 4338 and encodes 1389 amino acids.